Molecule: messenger RNA, 703 nt
Organism: Dermatophagoides farinae (American house dust mite)
Lineage: Eukaryota; Metazoa; Arthropoda; Arachnida; Sarcoptiformes; Pyroglyphidae
Source: RefSeq, a predicted model, not a curated record
AUGAAAUUCUAUCCACAACGAUUAUUCGAUGUACAGACACGUCGUAAUCAAUUACAAUUGAUACGUAAAUGUUGCCAUUUUACAAUAUGUCAUAGUUGCUGGUGUUCAUUCAUUAUUGGCAUCAUAUUGUUGAUCAUCGGUAUCAUAUUGAUCUGUAAUAUUAUUCGUACUAGUCAUUAUAAUCUUAUUAUGGGUACUGGAAUAUUUUUCAUAAUCAUUGCAUCGAUACUAUUGAUAUCAAGUCCAAUGAUGGCAAUAUUUGAAUAUAAUAUCGAACGUAAACGACAAUUGGCCACAACAAGAAAUCAUCAACGUUCAUCAUCAUCAUCAUCAAUAAGACAGCAACCACAAUCAUCAUCAUCGGCAUCGGUGGCGACAUCUAGUCAUCGGAUAUCGAACAAUUUGGAUAAUAAUAUCGAUGAUUUACCAAAUUAUGAAGAUAUUGAUAUACAUAGUGUUCCAAUAUAUCCAAUACGAUUAAAUGAUGAUGAUAAUAAUAAUAAUCAACCACCGCCUACUUAUAAUGAAAUCAUAUCAAGACAACAACAACAACAACUACAGAAUAAUAAUAAUAAUAAUGAAAUUGUUGUUGAAGUAGCAACGAUUGAACCAUCACAAAUCAUAAAUAUGGCUAUUAUUUAAGAAAAAAAAACAAUUCGAAUGUGAUUCUAUGUGAAUAAACAGAAAACAAAAAGCAAAAAAA